Molecule: messenger RNA, 2940 nt
Organism: Xyrauchen texanus (razorback sucker)
Lineage: Eukaryota; Metazoa; Chordata; Actinopteri; Cypriniformes; Catostomidae
Product: dual specificity protein phosphatase 14
Exons: 2
Coding region: 329-838 (169 amino acids)
Biological process (GO): protein dephosphorylation
Cellular component (GO): cytoplasm
Molecular function (GO): MAP kinase tyrosine/serine/threonine phosphatase activity
Source: RefSeq, a predicted model, not a curated record
CCUUGAAUGUUACCGGACAAGUAGCAAAUACUGGUGAAGAUCGCGUUUGUAAUGUAAGAAGUAAUAUUAUUCUAUUUGUGUGGAAGAAAUACCAUCUAGUUGCCUUAAAAUACUAGAAUACCCAUAUCCUAAACCUGCGUUAUAUCCUUGUUAACCAGUGAUAUUGUUGUUGUCUCCCUGACUGCUUCUGUUCUAUUUAUAAUGCUACUUGCAGCAAAGUCGAGCUGCAUUUCUUUACCUAUAAAAGAGAAACAUACUGUGAUUAAUCCAGAAAGCCAAAGGAAUGGUUGGCGUGCUAUCACAGAUCUCCCAGCUCUAAGUCUCUGCUAUGAUCUCCCAGAUCACUCCUUCUCUUUACCUGAGUGGAGUGGUGGCCCUGAACCAAUCAGCAUUGGCCCACAGAGGCAUCACUUUGAUUGUGAAUGCUUGUUCUGAGUAUCCCUGCCCAGAGUUCCACGGGGUGGAAUGCAUCUGCAUCCCUGUAGCGGACCGACCUCAUGCCCCUCUGGACCUGCACUUUGACAGUGUCGCUGAGAGGAUCCACCAGAACCACACUGGAAGCUCACUAGUGUACUGCUCAGCAGGUAGAAGCAGGUCUCCAUCUCUGAUCAUGGCAUACCUCAUGAGGUUUGAGGGAGACUCGUUGCUUCAGGCUCAUCAGCGGGUUCUCUCUGCACGGCCCUUCAUCCGCCCAAAUGCAGGCUUCUGGAGGCAAUUGCUUCAGUACGAGAGGAAACUGACCAACACCAACAGCAUCAGGAUGGUGGCCACCUCACAAGGAGUCCUACCAGAGGCCAUCCAGGCCACACAGAACUCUUCAUUCUGCCUAAAUGUAUAAGUGAAGACUCACUUAUACAUGAUAUUGGCAGCAAAAACUAAGGCUGCUGCCUUACUGCCCAGUCUGUCGAUGACAUCACAGGCAAUGUUUUGUGUAUAAAGUUUCUUCAUAUACUGACGUGAUUUUGUAUGAGACAAAUUAAUAUUAAACCUAUAUCAGUGGUUUUGUAAUGCAGUAUUUUGCAUGCUGUCAGGGCUGGACUGGUAAUCUGGCAUACCGGGCAUUUUCCCGGUGGGCCGACGCACUUUGGGUCCGAUCAGGGGCGGACUGGCCAUCGGGAGAACCGUUAUGCAGAACGGACAACAAAACAGUGCUGCGAUAUGCAGAAACGGACAGCAUGAUGCAUUAAUACAGAUUUGAUGAUGCUGGGUUUUGAAGCAGAUCUGUAAUUAAAAUGAUACUUUACUGUUAAUAAACUGCUUGUUAUGAUUUCUAUACUGAUAAAUCCACCACAAUGGAAAAAACUGCUUAUUAUUGCUUAUUUUGGUGAGGCAAGUGGCUUAUUUUGGGCUUGUUUUUUCCAGACCAGGUUGCUUGGUUCUCUUGUGAGAUCUGGCAACACUGCAAUUGGUAUUUCACCCACCUCUUAGUUUAGAGUACUUUAAUUUUAAAAAUAACUUUUUUAACUGUUCUUUAAUUUUGUUCUAACCGGUAAGCUUUUGGAAAGGAGGCUGUAGAACUUCUGAACUGGAACGGAAAAAAAACUUUUUGCACAGCAUGAACUGAAAUGAAAGACAACUCGUCCCUACCGGAGAAACAUACAUGCAUGUUGUGUUGCGAGCUUACAGUGAGUUGAUGUUUUACAGGUACUCAUAAGACACCAUGGACCACAACACAGCGUAAGUACUGUUGGUGAAAGAAAAAGUCUUAUACAAAAUAGUCUGUUACUUUGAUUACAAAUGAAUUGCAGAACAGUUGUCCUGUCUAAGUAUAUCAAAGUAGUACUCACAAAAGUGAAACAUUUUGUCAUUAUUUACUUCCCCUCAUGUUGCUCCAAACCAGUAGGCCUAUGCUGUUAAUUUGUCGUGGAACACAAAAGGAAAAGUUUUGAAGAAUCUGUACACAUUUCUUUUCCCAACUCAUAAUGACCACCUCUGUAAACAUCAUGAAAGUAGUCCAAAUAACGUGCGCUAUAUCCCAAGUCUUCUUAAGCCAUACAAUAGACCUUUUUAUAAGGGAUGUUUGGCAAAAUUUGCUGUUUUAAAACAAAAAAUGGUCACUUUUGUGAUUCGUGCAGAUCCGAGUUUUUGUUUGUUCGUGUGAUUGAUUACAGCAGUGGCCAAUCACAUGCUUUGAAACCACAGUCCUACAGACAGUCCUACAGAGCCAGACUGCUUGAUUGAUUACAGCUACGGCCAAUCGCGUGCUUGGCUACAGCAGCGGAUGUACUGUGAUUUGUCUUCUGGGGCUCUGAAGAAGCACCACUCGUGAAAUGUCUUAUUUGUAAACAAACUGAAUGACCUGGGACGUGCUAACUGACUGAAGAAGGCAUGUUGUUCUUUCACUUCGGCAUCGGCAUGCGAGUCUAUAUUGUUUAUCAAGGAAAGGGGCGGAUGAGCUAUUAAUGUGUAAAAGCGAAUGAUGUUUAUACACAUUAAGUGGCUUUCACAUGACUUGCAUCAAUGCCUCCCAUGAACAACAUGGCCCAAAUUGUUGUGUUGACAUUUUUAAGACAAUCAUGUCAAUGUUACCACUACUGCUCAAAUCUCGUUGCGAUCAGUAAAUUGACACGUCAGAACAAAUGCCGUUUGCGGUCAUUAGCACCUAUGAGAUUCAAGAGCUUCUAAUUUUCUUCAGAAGACUCUAUAGCACAAGUGUCAUAUGGACCACUUCUACAGUUUUUUGUUCUAUUGGGACUUUACACUGGGAAAAUACACUGGUUUGGAACAACAUGAGGGUAAGAAGAUAAUGACAGAUUUUUGGGGUGAACUUUUCUUGUAAUGUGAUAUGAUGGGUACCAGACUAACUCAACAAAUUAUGUAAAAGUUAGCUUGGAAAAUGUUUGAGACAGUAUAAGCUAAAUGUCUCAAAUGUGCUGUUUUAACCUUUUAAUUCGUGACUGAUUAAGUCGUCAAAUUUACUUGUAUAGCCCUUUUCACAAC